Brienomyrus brachyistius is the source of this 8831-nucleotide messenger RNA. It is a transcript of the gene pde4d, whose product is annotated as phosphodiesterase 4D, cAMP-specific. Gene Ontology annotation, cellular component: perinuclear region of cytoplasm; cytosol; nucleus. NCBI's taxonomy places the organism in Eukaryota, Metazoa, Chordata, Actinopteri, Osteoglossiformes, Mormyridae. Gene Ontology annotation, biological process: signal transduction. The coding region runs from base 3088 to 5565 and encodes 825 amino acids. The record is from RefSeq and is a predicted model, not a curated record. The transcript has 17 exons. Gene Ontology annotation, molecular function: 3',5'-cyclic-AMP phosphodiesterase activity.
ACCUGGGCAGGUGUCCAAUAACCACGUCUCUGAGUGGAGUUCACCAAACAAACAGCCGGGAAAAUGCACGAGGUAUGUAAGGGUCAUUAAUGGCCUCCGUCUCUCGCUGUGCUUUGGCUGCACCUACAACAAAGUAAAACAGUUGCAAAGAAUAUGGUAUCUGAUGAACAUGGCAUAGGUGUUCUUAUCAUAUACAGAUUGGUUGUAGCGUCUGGGUUGUUUGUCUCAAUCAACAUCAGAGGAUACAGUUUUAGCAUCUAGAGGAUGAACGGUGUGACAGGAUGUUGUGAGAAAUGCUGAAUGUAUUUUUGUUGGGUGUAAGAGAUCACAUGCAUGAAUAUUAUAAAUGACAAACUAUCAUCUUCAAUUAUAGUUUCAUUUAUUGGUAUUAAGAAUGAAACAGCUGAAAUAAGUUUACAACCCAAAGGGACCAGAACUUUGCCUCAUAAUCAAUGUAUAUAUUACAUGAAGAGCUUAAUCAUACACAUCCGCUUUAUUGCUCAGUUUUCUUUAUUUUUAGUGCGUGGGGUCAGUUAGAGGUAAGGAAGGACUGUAUUCUGGCUGCUCGAUACCUGUGUGGACGAUGUUACCUGUAAAUGAUCUCCGUGGGUUUCCUAUCCUUGUCAUUUGGGAAAAGAAUUAAAUGAAAAAUGGUACGCCCAUGACAAAUGGCCUGUGAACUGUGGUGGCCGGACGUCGUGCGAUGCUAAAAAUACCUGCCCCUCGUGGGAGUGUGAGCUGCCUGGGAAGGUCGGUGCAAGGACCGAUUAAACCGAACGAACACGGAACUGGCCAACAUUUUUUAGAUGCAUAGCCAGAGAAGCCUGGGAAACGGAUUCCCAGGACAAUUUUUCCAUACCCAAGUGCUUCCUUGUUUAGAGGGGCAAACAUUUUUUUUCCUGAUUCCUAACAUUUUAGUCCUUACUCCUUGUGUGUAGAAAUAUUGGGUAAAGAGAAAUUAAGUCUAUAAAAAUGUGCCAAAGAUCAUCGCGGGGUAACAUUAGGGUAAAACAGCGUUCUGCCAUUCUGUUUCUCUGUCUCUCUCUCUCUGACUCUCUGUGCUCUUCGGAAGCCUGAUUAAAAGCUCCCCAUUCUCACCAACCUCGAGUUGCUCUCAUUAAUUCCGAUGGCGAGGAAUGUGGAGAGCAAGCCUGUAUGCCGGCUAAAUAAUGCAGUAACGAUUUAUUACCCCACGAGAGAAUUUUCGCCGGUGAUAGUGUGUGUUUCUUGGUGCCAGCUGACGUCACUCUCUUGCCAUGUAAUGUAAAUGAAUGCGAGACGGGGUCAUUUGUUUGGAUCCCAUGCUGAGAAUAGAUACUGAUGCUUACAUGAGACCUAAGCUGCCACUCAGAAUCGUGGACCUGAUUAUGUGCAGCCUAUUGAAGGAAUUUACAGGCUCUUUGAACAUAUUCUGUAGCUCUAGCAUAUGUGCAUCAGGAAAUAAUUUUUCCUUUGACAAAACAGACAUAAAUGCAAUGUGAUUAUUGAACUAAAGUGAGUUCCUAAGUGGUCUCCUUUUUAGGGUUUUGAUUUAAAUACUUCAACAGUGAAGCAGUCUUGAGGGGGCGUUGGGCAUUUAACCCUUCGUUUUCUUGAUAGUGGGAUAAGCAGCAUUUCCACCAUGCAUGAGUUACCGUGUGUAGCCUCAUUUUGUUAUUUGUGGUGAUUCUUAAUGGCCUAAUGGUUUGUCCUUUAUUUGCCCUGAAACUCUCAUCUCACUGGAGGGUUACUUGUGAAUGGUACAACUUUGACAUGACAGAUGCUACCUACAAACACAACCUCUCAGCGAAAUUCAGAAUAAAUGAGAACCGAAGUCCUCUGGGACCUCGGACCGUAGAUAACAGAGAAAUGCCAGAUGCCAGGAGACAUCUGUGCCAGGUUCUUCUCCAAUAGCACCAAGCCAAUAAGCUGCAUGCCAGGUCUGGAUUGGCCAGUGCCUACCAAAUACCCACUGUACAGCUACAUCCUGGUGGAAUUCUUUAUCGAUUUGUUAUGCCUUAUAUAGUAACUGAUACAGAUAAUAAUAACUGGAUGGCCAGUGUCUCUAAAAAUGUGAUUGGUAAUGUGUAUGUCUUCUAGACAACUAGUAGACCAGGCGUCACCAACAUGGUGGCCGCGGGCACCAGGAUACCCCCAAGGACCACAUGAGUUUCCCGGGGACCCGUUCUAAAAAUAGCACAACUCACCAGUGAGCAGCGUCUAAAAUUUAAUUUUAUCCUGUUGCUAUUCUUCUUUAAUCACAUUUGCAUUUAUGUGGAUCUGAAAAUGACUAUAUCUAAAAAAAAAAUUUAGAACAUGUUUAUUAUACAUGAAGUUUAGAUAAGUUUAGGAGGGCGUUUCAAACUGGCAGCCCUUCGUAUGGCUCAGCACCCAUGAAGUAGCUCUCAGUUUCAAAAAUUUUGGUGACCCCUGAUGUGGACCAUUAAAAGACUCAUGGUGACAGGCUAUUUGUCAUGUUCAAGAAAGUCAAACAUAUAUCAGUCAACAUGAAUCUAUUUAACUGCUCGACAUUUUCAGAUUUUCUGAUAUAUAAUUAGCUUUGGUUACCAAUGUGCGUAGAUGGGUUUGGGGAAAAGUCUUUAAGCUCAGUUUCCAUCGGGGGAUCGUUUAAACAUUUUAUGCCAGGCUGAACUGUCAUUUUUGAAGCAUAUGCAAAAUUUAUCACAGUAUUUUAUAGCCCAGGGUCAUUCCCCUUGGCUGACUGGUGAAGACGCUGCUUCAUGUAUAUACACUACAUGCAGAUUUAUUUAUAAAAUUUGCAUUUGUGUUUUCAAAUAUGUAAACAGUCGAUGAUGGACAGAUGACAAAACAAAUUGUACAAGAUAAUUCCCUUGUUUUACCCGUCAUGUAUCCAAUCAUAAAGCUAUAUUUCAUUGACUUGGUUUGUAAUAUACAUUUUUAUAUCAUCUAAGAAAUUCCCAGUGCUUUGAAAAAUAGUCAGUUAUAAAAAUGUAUUUAAACUACCAAAAAAACAAGUAAUAACACAUUAUGAUACGUCAUAUGAUCCAUGAGAAUGAGAUACAAAUAGUUACAAUGAAAUCCAAUCGAUUUUGAAUGACAAACCCCAUUUUUUAAGCCCAAUGUCUAAUGUGGGGACAUUGUGGGGGUUGUUUGGUUGAGUUGCCUGUCAGUCACCUCAAGGGCAAUCCUCUUCCUCUUCUCCUCGGUUUUGCAGGCUGGAUGAGCAUGCAGUUGCGCUGGGUCAACACUUAUCAAACCAAGAGAAAGCAGACUCCUGGCGCGACUGGGCAGCUCGAAGUCCUCCCAGACGUGGCAGCUCCGCUCGCGAUGAAAACAAGCAGCCACUCCGGAGACUGCAGGAAGGAGAGUGCUUCAGAUCACACUGUGGAGUCUACAGAAGCAGGCCCUUUUAUGGUUCGCAGACUCUCCUGCCGCUCAGUCCAGCUUCCCCCGCUGGCCUUCCGACAGUCAGAGCAGCACUCCAGCGACAGGAAAACUGAAUCAGAGCACGUGGUUCCCCGCCCCACUACGCUGUCCCUACGGACACCUCCUGUGAUUGCUAUCACAACCGCAGAAACCACCAGCUUCGACGUGGACAAUGGCACGUCGUCGGGCCGCAGCCCCCUGGAUCCUAUGGCCAGUCCCGGCUCAGGGCUCAUCCUCCAGGCCAACUUCGUACACGGCCAGCGGCGGGAAUCCUUUUUAUACCGCUCCGACAGCGAUUAUGAGCUGUCCCCCAAGUCCAUGUCCAGAAACUCCUCCAUCGCCAGUGACAUACAUGGAGACGACAUGAUUGUAACGCCGUUUGCUCAGGUGCUGGCUAGUUUGAGAACCGUGAGAAAUAACUUUGCUGCAUUAACCAAUUUACAGCAGGAUAGAGCCUCGAGCAAGCGGUCGCCCAUGUGUAACCAACCACCAAUCACCAAGCCAUCCUUCACAGAGGAGGCCUACCAGAAGCUGGCCACCGAGACCCUGGAGGAGCUGGACUGGUGCCUGGACCAGCUGGAGACGCUGCAGACCAGGCACUCCGUCAGCGAGAUGGCCUCCAACAAGUUCAAGAGGAUGUUGAAUCGAGAGCUUACGCACCUGUCUGAAAUGAGCAGAUCGGGGAAUCAGGUCUCCGAGUUCAUAUCCAGCACAUUUUUAGACAAGCAACACGAGGUAGAGAUGCCCUCCCCUCAAACACAGAAGGACAAGGACAAAAAGAAGAGGCCUAUGUCUCAGAUCAGUGGGGUCAAGAAGCUGAUGCACAGCUCCAGCCUGACCAACUCCAACAUCCCCCGCUUCGGUGUGAAGACGGAGGCCGAGGACCUGCUGGCCAAGGAACUUGAAGAUGUAAACAAAUGGGGCCUUAAUGUUUUCAAAGUCACGGAAUUCUCUGGAAAUCGGCCUUUAACAGUUUUGAUGUACACGAUUUUCCAGGAAAGGGACUUGUUAAAAACAUUCAAAAUUCCAUUAGAUACAUUUAUAACAUAUUUAAUGACCUUAGAAGACCAUUACCAUGGAGAUGUUGCAUAUCAUAACAAUAUUCAUGCUGCUGAUGUCACACAGUCCACCCAUGUGCUGCUAUCUACCCCUGCUUUAGAGGCUGUGUUUACCGACUUAGAGAUCCUUGCUGCCAUUUUUGCUAGUGCUAUUCAUGACGUGGACCACCCUGGUGUCUCCAAUCAGUUCCUCAUCAACACCAACUCUGAGCUGGCUCUCAUGUACAAUGAUUCGUCUGUGUUGGAGAACCACCACCUGGCUGUAGGCUUCAAGCUACUUCAGGAAGAAAACUGUGACAUCUUCCAGAAUCUCACCAAAAAACAGAGACAAUUAUUGCGCAAGAUGGUCAUCGAUAUUGUCCUUGCUACUGAUAUGUCCAAACACAUGAAUCUCUUGGCUGACCUAAAGACUAUGGUGGAAACCAAGAAAGUUACCAGUUCUGGAGUCCUGCUUUUAGAUAACUAUUCAGAUAGGAUUCAGGUUCUGCAGAACAUGGUCCACUGUGCAGACCUGAGCAACCCCACCAAGCCCUUGCAGUUGUAUCGGCAGUGGACCGACCGCAUCAUGGAGGAGUUCUUCAGCCAGGGUGACCGUGAGCGGGAGCGAGGCAUGGAGAUCAGCCCCAUGUGUGAUAAGCAUACGGCUUCAGUGGAGAAGUCCCAGGUGGGCUUCAUCGACUACAUAGUGCACCCUCUCUGGGAGACGUGGGCCGACCUUGUGCACCCUGAUGCCCAGGACAUCCUGGAUGCACUAGAGGACAACCGUGAGUGGUACCAGAGUACCAUACCCCAGAGCCCAUCACCUGCCCCCGACGACACUCUGGAGGGACGACCCGGGGGUGCCGACAAAUUCCAGUUCGAGCUGACGCUCGAGGAGGACGGCGAGUCAGACACUGAGAAGGACAGCGGCAGUCAGGCUGAGGAAGAUGAGGAGGAAGAGGACAACAGUUGCAGCGACUCUAAAACACUUUGUACUCAGGACUCCGAGUCCACCGAGGUCCCCUUGGAUGAACAGGUGGGGGAGGAGGAAGAGGAGGAGGAAGGAGCCUCCUCUGAGCCUUGCGUUGUAGAAGAGGAAGGAGAGGAGGAGGAGGUAGAAGAAAAGCCUGCAGACACAUAACAGUGUGGAAAGGCAUCUAAAACUUUGAGAUUUAUUAACAAAUAGAUAAUAUUUAUAAUUAUAGACUUCUUUUGGUUCUGUUCCUUGUUUUUUUUCCUCCAUUAAUGUUCCAAAGCGCACGUUGCACUCCACAACCCUGGUCAGACCUCACCUCCCUUUACUCAUGUCAGCUUGCUGGUACUGCUACCACUUUGCACUCAGGACUCUUCUCGAUUUAUUUGGAUUGUAGGUCUGCUAGUUCAUGCUUUCUUUGCUCUGGAUCGGUUACUGGUUACUACAAAGUCAUCUGAAAGGUGUUUUUCCCCUUCUCCACUGCAAUUCCCCCCCCUAUAUCAUUCACCAAAAUGGACCUUUCUGAUCAGGAUUACACCACAUCUGUGAACAAGGGAUGGAUUUUCUUUUUUUUGUGGGGGGGGGGGUGAUCUUGAUUCGAACCAGAAAGUCAAUGUCUGGUGAGAAAAAAAAAUGGCAUCUUCCACAUCCCUGCUUGUGAAGAAGGCUAGGGAGAAGGGGGGUGGGUCUGGUGGGAUGGGGUUGUGCAGAGUAAUCCAGUUUCUGAAGUUCAUGUCUUCCUUGAAAACCUGCUGAAAAGGCUGAAGUCUCACACAGUGGCACAUGUAUUCUGCAGUCAUCCGUUUGUUUUAUGUAGGUUUUUGUUUUGAGAGCAACAUUUAGAAAUCUUAUAAGGAGAAGUAAUAGACUUCAUCUGAUACUGCUGUUGGUGUCCAGUCACUUUCAUCUGUGCUGUCUGACCUUCUGGGAGGUCUUUGCACUGUGUGGAUCUUAAUCGCUCCUCUGCAAAGCUCACAGCUCCAACAUUACCAUCUUUGGUUUAAGUUUUGGUUAAUUUUUACUUUAGCAAUUUGUGAAUGACAGUGGUUUUUGGAAGAAGUGACAUGGUUAUCAUGAAACUAUUCAAAACACACUUUUUCUUUGUGCUGGCCUUCAGAAAGAUUUCCUUUUUUUGCCUAAACAGAACAUUAUCACAUUUGUGUUUUAAGGACAGCACAAAGCCUACAUUGCUAAUUUUAAAAAGCAUUAUUUGUGAAGUUUGCAUUUUCAAAUGACCGAUUUUGUGUAUACCAUAACCACUCUGUGUUACAUGCUAAAGCAUUUUCAGUGUACAUGAAUCUGUUACAAACUUUUUUUGAAUGUAUGUAUGUACGCAUUAUUAUUAUUAUUAUUGUUAUUAUUAUUAUUAGUGUUAACAGUAGUAUUGAUAGUAGUAGUCAGUACCUCUGAAUCACAAUCAGAUUGUAUUGAUUUUAAUUCUGCUUAAUUCUUUUUCUGCAUUUAAAAUAGGGUCGUACACAAGACAAUCAGCUUCAUAGUGUAGUCUCAGGGCAAGCAGCGUUAGCUUAAUCAGUGCGCUGGCUCUAUCCAUUUCAUGCUUAUAAUUAUUAUUAUUUAUAACACAUUUGCCAAAACUGCACUGCACAAGGCUUCAGACAGCCUGAAAACACCCUGUCUCUUGUCCUUCCUGUUCCUACAGUCAUGAUUUCUCUCACUGAUGCAUCCUCUGUUUUGUUGUGUCGCUGUUUUUCGCCACAGUCAGUGUAGCGGUACCAGGAGAUUUACGUUGUAGCAUGAGAGCAGUGUGCGAGAAGCUCGCUGGCGACCCCAAAACGCCUCAUCUGGUGAGAGGAUGUACAUAGACAGUGAAGCAUCCCUUUCUGUUUCUGUUAGGUGAAACUUGAAAGAGUAAAGCUGGCCUUGAUGGUACAUACAUUGACAAAAUGUUAUUUUAACGUUUUUAUUACUCAUUAUUAUUUUAGCAUUCGAUUUGUAUCUUUUUUUGUGCCAAGCCUUUGCCCCCCUCACCAGAUGACCUUAUCUGUAGAGUUUUUCUUUUGUCUGUUUACAAACAUGUAUUUAUUGUGCUGUACAGAUGAUUAUAAUGUUUAUUGUAAAUGACUGAUUCUUACUCUAUCAUCCCUAAUGGCGAUGGUGUUGCUGUAUUAUGUAACUCUUGUUGAGAGAAUGUUUAUUAUGUGUAUUCAGUGUAAAUUUGAUCUUCAGUAAUAUUUCACCUGAGCAUUGGCAUAGAUACCAUUGGGGGGAACAUGAAUCACAUUCGACUGGAAAAAAAAACACACAGUUGCUGGGAAUUAGCUGCCUUCGUUGUUUAGUUUUUUUUUUUUUAAUAGCAGUGUAAUGUGGUUCUGUCCUGUUCCUGCUGAAUACAGAAAAAAACCCUAUAAUGUGGGUUUUGGAAUUAUAAACUUUUAAUUUAAAAAGAGAGAAGGGGGCUACUAAGGACAUCCCUCUAAAUACCCCCGCCACCACCCGUUUCUCCACCUGAGAGUUUGUGUGUGAUGGAGCAGUGAACAGGCCAAACAGUACAAGAGCUGCAGUCCCUUGGGCCCAGGGCUGUGCCUUAACUUUAAAUUCUGUUUUCCUUCGCAUAUUCUGUCAGUCCUGUUUCUCCUCUUCCUCCUUUUUUUUUCACCGCAUCGCCGGCUGCGUUGGCUUGACCCCCGAGCCGCACGCUCCAUCUGAGGGCAGCACACCGGAAACAGUCAUGUUCAGAUGUCAUUCUGGUCGUCGCCAUGUUGCUCAGGCUGAACUAUAUGGCGGGAGACGAAAACAGCCAAUGAUUUUUAUUUUUGUUUUUCACCCACACCUGAUUGCCACCAGAUGUAGUAUGCAACACGGUGUAUGCAAUAAGAAAGCCCCUCUGCAUGGGUUGCGUCUAGAGUGGGGGAGAAGGGGUUGGAAAUGAUGGGGUUUGGGCAGGUGAGGAGCUGGGAACUCGCCUGAGCAGCCCCGAGGUCUACGGAAACCAGCCUGCCGUUUCAUGCGGUUCGGAGUGCUAUUAUGACAGCAGUUCUCCUUUGAUCAGCCCUGUAGAUAUUUGCACAUACCAAGAAGGGGGUGUCUUUUAAAACUCAACAAAGGCUCUUUUUGACACGCAUACUGUAGAUUUUAGCAGCCCUGGAUCAUCGGAAUUGGUGACUUUUUAUUCUUAUUUUUUUUUGUUUGGUUUUUAUUUUUUUAUGGUAUAAAAGGUUACAUGAAAUGUAAUUGUAAAAGACUUCAGAACAACAGUUAUUUUUUCUAUGGGUUAUGUCUUUAGAAUGCCAACUUGUCUGGAAGUUUCACAAGACAAUUCCACAAUUAUUUUAAAGGAUUCCUUGUCUCUUACAGUCUAUUGGAUAGUACUGUAGAUUACGAACCUUCAGUAAAAAAUAAUAAUAAAUGAAAAGUGAAAAAAAAAAACAUUUUUACAUACAACAGAAAUAAAAGCAUGGGUUGACUCUGCCUAA